Molecule: messenger RNA, 1640 nt
Organism: Astrephomene gubernaculifera
Lineage: Eukaryota; Viridiplantae; Chlorophyta; Chlorophyceae; Chlamydomonadales; Astrephomenaceae
Source: the annotation of a GenBank genome assembly
GGCAAGUGUCUAGCGCCAUGGAAUUUCGGCCCUAACGGUCAGGUUUUCUUGUUGGACGUCAAGCACGGAGGUUGUUCCUUGUUGGUUGUAGGGCGAAUCCAUCUGAGCGGCUGCCGUGCAUGAAGCAUGAAGCCCGGAGCCGCGCCCAGGUACCUUCGUUUCUGCAAUUUAAGAAGGUAAACUCUAUCACAAGCAUCGGCACCCGUGCAAGGGCAACGACGAGGGCCGCAAGGCCCCAAAGCAGUUAGCCGCUAAGCUCCUUUGACCUAGCUCCUAUCAGCCCUGAACAGCUACAAGUGGCUUGGCGCUACAAUGGCCGAAGCAACGUCUUAUCUGUGUCUACCAGAUCAGCUUGACACAGAAUCCAGGCGCGACAUGCCGCAAGAGCUUUUGAUCUCCAUCGUGCGCUUCCUGCCAGCCAACGAGAUCGCGCUCACAGGCCGUCUUGUAAAUAAAGCUACUGCUGCACACUUCCGCGGCCUACAGUAUUGCACUGUGCGGCUGUCGCAGCCUACUCCUCCUCACGACUUCGCGCAGCGCUGGGGCAGUCCCGGCGUCAUGCGAGGCCUGACGCUGAAGCAACGCCGGCAGCUGCUGUGCCUGACAGCAUCCUCCGGCAGCCUCCCCAACCUUCAGGUGGCAGCAAAAUACGCGGGAUGCGUCCUGACAGCCAAACAGCUUGAGGCAGCGGCAGCUGCUGGGCAACUGGAGGCGUGUCGGUGGCUGCGGCAGCAUGGCUGCCCCUGGGGUGACGCUCUGGCUGCAGCUGCAGGGGCGGGGCAGCGGGCGGCUUGCGAGUGGCUGCUGGAACGCGGCUGCCCCUGGAGCGGGGAAGCUGUGUACGCUGCGGCACAAGGGGGCCAUGCGGACCUCAUGAAGUGGCUGCUGGCGCGGAAACCGGAGGGAUUUGGUCUAGUGUACAGCUCAGAGCUGCUCAAGGCUGCCGCGAAGGGCUGCGACUUGGCGACACUGCAGCGCUUGUACAUGGGCUGGCGGAUUGAACAAUUGGUGGAGCUGGAUAAGUGGCAGGUCCUGGCAGCCGCUGCCAGCAGCCCCACUCCCGACUGGCAGGACAAGGUGCUGUGGCUGAAGGAGCGGGGCUGCCCCAAGGUCUACCAUGCAUGUGCUGAAGCUGCUACCUGUUCAGAUGCACUCAGCCGCCUGAGGUGGCUGCGGCAGCAGGGCUACCCAGUGGACUUGACCGCGUCAAUGAAUGCAGCAAAAAGGGGUGACAUCGCCGCCCUGGAUUACCUGCACAAGGAGGAUAAGGAGCUUCUGAUGCAUCCGUUUAUUGUAAUUGCUACGGCAAGGAGCGGGCACCUAACCUGCCUGCAGUGGCUCCACACCCACUUCCACAUCAGCCUUGAGGCUGCACCCAACCCUGCUGCUGGAGGCGGGCACCUGGAGCUCGUUUCCUGGCUGGUGGAGGAGGCGGGGGCGAACCUGACAGCAGAAAUGUUUUCCUAUGCAGCAUUGUCGGGCAACCUGGAGCUGCUGAGGUGGCUGCGGCAACGCGGCUGCCCCUGGGACGAUCACGUCCUCAGCUGCGCUGCAGAGUCGGGCUGUGGAGAGGCUCUAGAGUGGCUGGUGGAGCAGGGCUGCCCCUGGGAGAAAGAUGGCAAGGCCUAUCGUACCUUGAA